Microthlaspi erraticum is the source of this 738-nucleotide messenger RNA. The record is from the annotation of a GenBank genome assembly. NCBI's taxonomy places the organism in Eukaryota, Viridiplantae, Streptophyta, Magnoliopsida, Brassicales, Brassicaceae.
AUGUCGUCGAAAAAACAACGCUGCAUGAGUAUGGAACCGCUGCCCCACGAUGUGGUAGAGCUCAUCAUGGAGAGACUUCCCGUGAAGUCUCUCCUGAGAUUCAGGGCUGUAUCGACGCAAUGGAAAUCAACUAUCGGAGAUCCAUACUUCGAAGAAAAACAGUUGAAGCAUCGUCAGAAAUCAGGAGAUCCAGAUGUGCUCAUGGUCUCCGUACGUCCCUAUGAUGUUGUUAAACCGGACAUAGAAGCUCUAAGAACACUGGUGGUGGGUUCUUCAUCAUCGGGCAACAUUCCUACUCCCUGGGAGAAUACACUUUAUCACGUUUCUAAUGGAAGCUGUGACGGUCUCGUUUGUGUUUACAAUAACCACAUAACCGGUUUUGUGGUCAAUCCCACCACUGGAUGGCAUCGCCCCCUUCCUCUAUGCCAAUUCCAGCAGCUCAUGAUUGACCUAGGAGACAGAUACUUGGACCUUGGACACUCAUACUUCAGUCUUGGAUUCGGCAAAGACAAGCUCACGCGCACAUACAAGCCCGUCUGGCUAUACAACUCUCCAGAAACAGGCCUCGAAGACGCUACUAGGUGCGAAGUUUUCGACUUUACCACCAGCUCUUGGAGAUAUGUCACUCCCGCUGCUCCUUAUCGGGUCGUUGCUUUGCCCAAGCCUGUGCAUGCACUACAAGAAAACAUGGCCUUUUCCAACGGCUAUAAUCGUAGUUUUGCCGUUGGAAACAGCUAA